This is a messenger RNA of Dimorphilus gyrociliatus, 1258 nucleotides long. The record is from the annotation of a GenBank genome assembly. Lineage: Eukaryota; Metazoa; Annelida; Polychaeta; Dinophilidae.
AGAAUCGAUAAGGAUGGACGUACUGAUUCGAAACGGGAGGAUUAUCGAUCCAGCUAACGGCGUUGAUCAAGCGCUUGAUAUUUGGGUGAAAAACGGGAGAAUAUCCUACGAAAAUAACGUUAAUCCUGACGAAAUUAUAGACGCCAACGGUUUACUGGUUUGUCCGGGUUUGAUUGACGCCCAUAUUCAUGCUUAUCAAUUCUCAACACCUCUUGGUAUAGACAUAGACCGAUAUUGCCUUGCUAGAGGCGUUACCUGUGCCUUAGACGCCGGAAGUGCAGGUGUGGGAGCCGGCACUUUGAAAGGUCUCGAGAAAUACGUGAAAGAUGCUUGCAAGACGCGCCUUUUUGCCUUAGUACAUAUUGCUGCGCACGGAUUGGCGUCUAGCGGAUGCGCUGGGGACGGUGAGGGAGGUGAACUGGAUUCUUUAAAUCAAGUGGACGAAUCAAGAUGCUUAAAGGCCAUACAUGAAAAUCAAGAAUUUGUUAAAGGUAUUAAAGUUCGUUUGGCGACUGCGAUAUCAAAUGGUGGACUGAAUGAGCAAGAAGCUCUCAGGAGGGCCUCUAGGGCUGCUGAACGUGCCAGAGCUCCGCUAAUGGUCCACCACGCUUGUUCGUCUAUUAGUAAGGCUGAUGUUCUGAAUUAUUUGAGAAAAGGCGAUUUACACACGCACACAUAUAAUCCACACGCUUCAUCGGUGUUAGGAGCCGAUGGACGCCUACUUCCGGCUGUCAGAGAGGCCAGAAAGCGUGGAGUACUAUUUGACGUUGGUCACGGGAUGGGCUCGUUUGGCUGGCGGGUGGCAGAACAAUGUAUCCGGCACGGAUUUGAACCGGAUAUCAUCAGCACGGAUCUGCACGCAGAGAACGUCCGGGGACCCGUCUAUGACCUGGCCACUGUAAUGACAAAGUUCCUUAAUCUGGGAAUGACCGUCAACAAUAUAAUAAAAGCAGUCACUUGGACGCCAGCUCAGUCAAUCGGCUUAUCGAAAUUAUUAGGCUGUUUGAGCGAAGGUAGGCCGGCAGAUAUAACAAUUCUAAAGCUAGAGAAUUGUGAUAUAGAGCUGGAAGAUUCCUUGGGUGAGGUCAGAAGAAUUACGAAAAGGUUUAGACCGGUCAAAGUUUUCUUAGGCGGGAUUGAAUACCCCAUAGUUGAAAAUGAUGGCCAAUGGCCAAACCCAUUGUCUGCCGCUCGACUUAAAGAGGCUAUCAAAAAGAUGAAUUUACCCAAAGGCGAAGGGGACGAUCAACUCGUCUAA